Messenger RNA from Chanos chanos (milkfish), 1721 nucleotides. It is a transcript of the gene hexim1, whose product is annotated as HEXIM P-TEFb complex subunit 1. Gene Ontology annotation, cellular component: cytoplasm; nucleus; nucleoplasm. NCBI's taxonomy places the organism in Eukaryota, Metazoa, Chordata, Actinopteri, Gonorynchiformes, Chanidae. The transcript is spliced from 2 exons. Gene Ontology annotation, biological process: negative regulation of cyclin-dependent protein serine/threonine kinase activity; negative regulation of transcription by RNA polymerase II. The record is from RefSeq and is a predicted model, not a curated record. Gene Ontology annotation, molecular function: 7SK snRNA binding; cyclin-dependent protein serine/threonine kinase inhibitor activity. Bases 142 to 1161 code for a protein of 339 amino acids.
UCGAACUGUAGAGAAAUGUACUCAGUGGCACUAGGAAAGCAAAACAGUUACAAGCAGAGCGGAAAGAGUUAACAGUAGUAUUCUGAAGUGGCAGGGCAACUUGGACGCUGGAAUUGAGGAGAACGGUGGGAGUGUACAGUUAUGGAGCUUAUUACGGCUAAACACGAUGCUCAACCGGAGGCUGACAGUAGAGGGCAACAUAGAGACGGACAGCAAAGUGUCAUCGUUGAGAAACAAGUGCAGAGAAAUCAACUGGAGAUCUGUCCUGGAGUCGUUCCUGGAGAUACACAUCCGAUGUGUCGUGGCCGAAAUCGCAGCGACCCUGAACCUAAGACUGGUGAUGCAGCAGGUGAAGAUAUGAUAGGCACAGAAAACACUACUGGUCCGGUCCGGGUUGAGAAGGACGAUCGAAAUAAGAGAAAAUCUGGCUGCAAUGGAGAAGGUACUGAGGGAGUUUGUGACGGUCGCCAGGGUAAGAAAAAACAUCGGAGGCGACCGUCAAAAAAGAAGCGACGCUGGAAACCGUACUUUAAACUGACUUGGGAAGAGAAGAAAGAACUUGACGAACGAGAGACUGCACGGGCAUCAAGAGUGCGAGCUGAGAUGUUUGCUAAGGGUCUCCCUGUUGCCCCGUACAACACUACUCAGUUUUUGAUGGAAGAGCACGACCGUGAAGAGCCUGAUCUUAACACAGAACUCGGCGGCCGUAGGAUCGUUGGGGCCAGUCGCUCCGAAGAUACAGCCAGUGAGGAAGACUACUUCGAACCUGAAGACGAGGAGGAGGAGGAUGGAAGUGAUGGCAUGGGCAGACCGGGGCACGCAGGAGGUGAAUUUCUGCAGAAGGACUUCUCAGAAACUUACGAGAGGUACCACGUCGAGACUCUCCAGAACAUGUCCAAACAAGAGCUGGUGAGAGAGUAUCUGGAGCUAGAGAAAUGCAUGUCCCGGUUAGAGGAAGAAAACAACUCGCUUCGCCACAUCCGAAGAAACUCCGACACUUCUGCCGAAAGCAUGUCAGCAGACAGCGCGCAGCGUGUCCGAGAGCUGGAGAGUGAAGUGGAAAGACUGAGAGCUCAGAAUAAUGAGCUUUUACAACACCAGACAAGAGAACAAGGACUAAUCGGGUCCAAAGCGGUGUCAAACAGUGAACUCGGGAACUGAUAAACUGUGCACUGUCUACCAAAUGAGACCCACUGGUGAACUAAUUUGAACAUGUCCGUUUUCUCUUUUAAAUGUCCGUAGACUCAGUUCAUUUACAGACUGUAAAGCUACAGCUCUUUCAACAAGUUAUACUCUCUCACAGAUUGUGUUGUCGAUAAUGGUUUUUGAAUUUCUGUAUUUCUUGCUGGAAUUCACUCAUUGAAAAUGUUCUGUGACGCCCCAUAAAUUUGAUCAAUUUAUGAUAAUUACAUUUUGGUCCUUCUCACAAUAGUAUGUAAACUCGACUGCCAAUCGCUUUAUGAAAGAGCAUACAAUUGUGAAGACCGCACAACCAGUGUAUUGUCACAAAGGAUCAACAACUCAGAUGACUAAAAUACAUCUUAUAUUUGAAUGUCAGAGCGCCUUUUUAUAUUGAUCAAAUUUUUAAUGGGAAAAAUACAUCAAAUGCCUCUGGUUAUCUUUCGUGGUGCACAUAAGACUCUGCUGAAACUGUGUUAAUGCAUGACAAUGACAGUCUGUAGUAAACCGUGAAAGUGGAAUCGUUUCUCGCGUUUUCUCGU